UUAUGCCCCGCCCCGGGGCGGGGCGAUGGCGGGGCCGUGGUUGGGGGCGGCGGCGCGGUUUGGCUCCGCUCGGCUCCCGUCGGCCGCGGCCGGGAUGGACCUGGGGGUCUUGCGGAAGAGCUACCGGGGGGACACGGAGGCCUUCGAGGAGCAGCACCUGGCCUCCCGCGACCCCAUCCACCAGUUUGGGGUCUGGUUCCAGGAGGCCGUGGGCUGCCCGGCCAUCGGGGAGGCGAACGCCAUGUGCUUGGCCACCUGCACCAGGGACGGGAAGCCCUCGGCCCGCAUGGUGUUGCUGAAGGGUUUUGGGCAAGAUGGUUUCCGCUUCUUCACCAACCACGAGAGCCGUAAGGGGAAGGAGCUGGACGCCAACCCCUUCGCUUCACUCGUCUUUUACUGGGAGCCGCUCAACCGGCAGGUACGGAUCGAGGGCUCAGUAAAGCGGCUGCCGGAGGAGGAAUCGGAGCAGUACUUCCACUCCCGUCCCAAAAGCAGCCAAAUUGGGGCCGUCGUCAGCCGGCAGAGCACCGUCAUUCCGGACAGGGAGUAUUUAAGGAAGAAGAACGCGGAGCUGGAGGAGCGGUACCGGGAGACGACGGUGCCGAAGCCAGCAUACUGGGGGGGCUACAUCCUAAAUCCGGAUGUCAUGGAGUUCUGGCAGGGCCAAACCAACCGCCUGCACGACCGCAUUGUCUUCCGACGCCUGCGGGACAGCUCGGCCCCCCUGGGAGACAUGACGCACCGGGGAGAGGGCGAAUGGGUCUUCGAGCGCUUUGCCCCAUGAGGCCGCCGCCAUCUCCGGCCGCAUUCGCCCGAUCAGGAGCAUCACCUCUGCCAAACCUGCCCGCCUGUCCCCCGUCGUGCCCAGGGGAACGGGGCUGGCUUCGCUCUGCCCUCUCCUGGGAGACGUGUGCUGAGCUCCGGGGGUGCUGGCGGGGGGCUCUGGUCCAGCCCCAGAGUCCCUUCGACUCCCUUCGCUUCUCCCUGGGGUGGGCGAGAGCCUCAGG
Aquila chrysaetos chrysaetos is the source of this 1007-nucleotide messenger RNA. RefSeq names its product pyridoxamine 5'-phosphate oxidase (gene PNPO). Gene Ontology annotation, biological process: pyridoxine biosynthetic process; pyridoxal 5'-phosphate biosynthetic process. The record is from RefSeq and is a predicted model, not a curated record. Gene Ontology annotation, molecular function: FMN binding; pyridoxamine phosphate oxidase activity. Lineage: Eukaryota; Metazoa; Chordata; Aves; Accipitriformes; Accipitridae.